Molecule: messenger RNA, 737 nt
Organism: Salvia splendens (bonfire salvia)
Lineage: Eukaryota; Viridiplantae; Streptophyta; Magnoliopsida; Lamiales; Lamiaceae
Product: hydroxyproline O-galactosyltransferase HPGT2-like
Exons: 7
Coding region: 204-710 (168 amino acids)
Source: RefSeq, a predicted model, not a curated record
UAAACUAACAAACUGCCUUUCUCCAUCUCCAAUCAUAUAACCCCAGCAAACCCCCCUCUCUCUUUUCUCCCGACAUUCUUCAUGUUUUUUCUCUCUCCAUUAAAGAUUUGAGAAAUCUUCAUCCUUUUACUACCACAUCCGAAGUGAUUUUUCUCGAUUGAUCAAGAAAUCGUGAAAAUUGAAUUUGAUUAGUGUUGGAGGAAAUGGAGAGCUAUUUACCAGUUACAAAUGCGAAAGCAGAGAGGCGAUCGAAAUCGAAGACGGUUCAAAACACCUCCAAAUCUCCUCUUUUAAUGGGUUUCCUCUCUUGCCUUGCGUGGCUCUACGUUGCUGGCCGGUUGUGGCAAGAUCCACAGAACCGAACUCUGCUUGCUGGUUUAUUGAAGAAGAAUUCUGGUCAGAAAACUCUAUUAGGGGGAAGAGAAUGUGACAUAUAUGUUGCGUCGGUUGCGACGCAACAUAAUCAGGGGGUCUUGGAUGUCAGGGUUUUUAAAAAUCUGGAAGAAAGAGGGAUCGUCGUGCGAUUUGUGAUCGGAAGGAGCCCUAAUCGCGGUGAUAGCUUGGACCGUGGUAUUGCAGAGGAAAAUCGUGCAAAUGAAGACAUUCUGAUACUUGAUCAUCAUGAGGAGGCCCAGGAGGAAAUGCCCAACAAAGUGAUACUCCCUUUCUUGAUUAGUUUACACAAAAAUUUCGUAUGUGAAAAGAGGUAAAUCAUUAGUAAGUACUUGAACCUGUUU